AACAGUGCCUCCCCGUGGUACUUCUCGGUACACACGCCGGCACAGGUUGCGGGGGCGGAGUCAAACAGCUGGAUAGCCCGGAGUGUCUCGUGGCGGCUAUCAUGCAGGUCGCGCUACGCGUUGAAGGCAAACGAACUCCCCUUUCGUUUUCCCGCUAUCACUAAAUGCUCUAAACGGGGUUUUCUCCUAGAAAACGCUAGAAAACGACCGUUUCUGCGCCCUUUUUGCUUUUGUUUCCCCUCGGCUAACUGAAAAGGGAAGACGCCAAGUCGUCUAACACUGAAGUUAAGGAAAACGACUUGUGGUGGGAGAAAAAAACACCACUUGCUAGAAAACGUAGCGGCGGAAGUGUGCCUGAAAAAUGACUCAUUUGCCGUCAGUGCAGAUGUCAGCCCCACACAGUUAAAUGUUAGAACAACUUGGGCACAUAUUGCUCGGGUGGUCGAAGAGGAAAAAAAGGAAAGAGGGUUCGCGGUGCCUGCCAUGUCUCUGUGGGUGAUCCUGCCGAUUAGCCUCCCAGCACUGACCAUCACUGGGAUCUGGGUUGUGUAUGCCAUGGCCCUCUACAACCAGCACGUCUGCCCAGUGGAUAACUGGUUGUACAACCAGUCGUGCGAAGAGGAGCUGUACUUGCAGAGUGGCCCAGUGUUGUGCUGCACGCUCAACAACAUACCUCUCAUCAGUAAAUGUGGGACGCUUCCGCCGGAGAGUUGCUUCUUCAGCCUUAUCUGCAGCACAGGCUCAUUCAUGGUCAUGGUGAUCGUGCUGCUCCGCUACGCCCACGUCAUUGAGAAGCACCAAAAUUGCGUCCUCAACACGGCGAGUCUCUCCACAGGCUGGAUCUGUGCGGCUGGACUCAUCAUGGUGGGCAAUUUCCAGGUGGACUAUGCCAAAAUUCUCCACUAUGUCGGAGCAGGCAUCGCCUUCCCCACCAGUAUGCUGUUUGUGUGCCUGCAGUCGGCGCUGACCUACCGGCUGGCCAAGACGCAGGGGGAGUACAAUGUGGCCCACCUACGGCUCUGCAUGACCUUACUCGCCUUCGUCGCCUUGGUACUCAGCGGCGUGUUUUUCUGCCAGGAAAGUUUCAUCCUGCAACACGCCUCGGCCAUCUUCGAGUGGGUCUUCUGCGUCAUCAUCAUGCUCUUCUACGGGACGUUCGCCUUCGAGUUUGCCGGCAUUUCGGGGGACACCGUGGCCGUGCUGGCCCGAGGGGGCUCCCUGGGGGGCGUGGGGAGGGAACACAAGAUGGACUCGCUGGGUCCGCCGCCACCGCCGCACCCAUCCGAAAACAUGUCCAUCCUGUAGGGCCCGACGUGCUGGAUUAUUCUUCCAGGACAGGGGUUGUCGAAUCAGUCGAGUCACUCAAUCCCAUGAUGAUUUGAACUCAAGCAAAGCCCCAACGGAAAACCUUUCUUUCAUUACAUCAGAGCUUUUCCACCUCCUUUCCGCCUGUCUGCAUUUUGCACGUGUGUGUGAAAGCAAAUUUUCCACCCUGCCAGCCAGCCAGCCAGCCGGCCUUCAGCGCCUCGUGUUAGCAUCGGAGAGCUAAAGGUCCAUCAGAUUAAGAAAAAUCUCUUGUUCCCCUCUCCCGCUCUCUCCGUCUCAACAAGUGACCUUGGAUGUUUUCCUCUUCAGGUGAUUACAACCGGGCCUUUUUCAUUUCAUUUGGUGAGUGCGCGCAUGCUAAACACCGAGCUGCUGGACGGCCGCAGCUCAAAUUAGAAAGCGCAAUGCCCGUAUUGUCUGCUGCUCUCAUCGGAGGAAGGUCAGGACAGAAGCAAUAAACUCUCUUCAGAUUGUCCUACAGACCAGUUACGUAAAUACUGUUACACAUAAAAAAAAAAAGGGGGGGGGACCCGGUAUGUAGAAUUUUCAUAGUUUAUCUGAUAUCUAAAAAUGAGGUGAAAUUACAGAUUUGCAUAGCAGGUCCCCCCCCCCGCUCAUAGCGCGAAUGAUGUUUGUUCCCCACUGACAUCUUUGUCACUGUUUGUUUGUACUUAUGUUCUCCAAGUACUGAUGCUGCCUCACAAUGCAGACGCUUGAUUGUCCAAACGUUGCCAACAGACCUCCGUUGCUAUACGAUUCUCUGCCAAAGAUGCUACGCAGACUUCUGUGCAUUCCAUCCGCUCACUGUAAGCUUUUACUUUUUCUUUCUAUAAUAUUCCUCUGAGAGGCGAUGUUGCUGUCAAAAGUGUGCCAAAUAUCACUGUGCCUGUGGCCUCGGUGCUAAUAACAAAGCCUCUCUCUAUAUCGCUGAUUGUAACGUUAUCGCAUCCGUCAAAGCAAUAUUGUACAGUACACUCAAUUUUAUCAGUAUUGGGUACACCACAAAUACAUCCGGAAAAAGAUUACAACAGAUUUACCUUGACUUUUAAGUUUUCCGAGUUUAAAAAAAAAAAAAAGCUAGACUGCCUCCAAAAUGUGAUCAAUAAGUGAUCACAAAAAAUACUCAGCCAUUUCCAAGUGUACCUAAUGUUGCCUAAAAUAGUCACGUUGCCUUGACAUCUAUUUUAAGAGAUGUUUUUUUUUUUUUUUUUAAUGUGUGGGGAUGGAGGCAUUCAUUGGCUUAGUCCAACAUAUUCUACUAUGCUGUACUCCAGAGGUGUGCCAACCAAAAUGACCUAUGCAGCUAUUGUAAUACUUGUUACACGUCAUUAAUUUAUAUUUAUCGCCAUCAUUCCGGACUUAGGUCACUUGUUUUUCCAUCAGUCUGUCAUUUGGCCAUAAAACUACUGUUAAAAAUGAUUUAAAAAAUACAUUAUUCAAUAUUAACAAGCCCAAACUAUACACAUCUUUUUUUUUUUUUUAAUUGUUUAAAGGCCAGUAUGUUUACAUCACUUUUUUUAGUUGUGAAAAACACCUGAAAUUUUCAUUGAUACGUUUCAAGGAAUGUUUCCUCUCCUUUUUGUGUCUUAUUUAUAUAUAUAUAUAUAAAAUUUAAAAUCCGCAGAAGGUCCUGGUGACAAAAAAAACCCACCUGAAAAAACAUAAAAAAAAUAUACCUGUCUAUUAGUUGGUGCUAUUUUUUUCAACCCCAAGCAAAACGUACUGCAGCAAAGAUGAACUAUUUUCCGCCAGCGUGCUUCUUUGGGAAUUAAAUGUCCCAGCAGUCCCACAUUACAUUUUUAGUUCAGCAUUAUUUUUCUUUUAUAUUCGUCCACCAGAUGGUGCCAGUUUUCUCCAUUAGAAAUAAGUUAGCAAAAACAAAUACACUCUGGUUUUCUUUCAAAAUUUGAGGUUUUAUCAUGUUUUCCACAAGUGGACUACAUACGGAAAUAAUCGAGUACAAAAAAGUUAAGCAACCCCUCGCACUAUAAUUUUUGCCUUCUAAAUUCCCCAUUUGUUUUCAUUUACUGACUCAUCUUUACACUCAGGAAAAUGUUAGGACAUAACACAAUUCACUUCUGUUCUGUCGCCUUGAUUUACUGUUGACAACCCAUUGUGUACUUUUUUUGUUUUUGUUUUAUGGUUUAAAAACAAAAAAAGACCAUUCCAAUAUCAUUAGCUCACUGCGCUGCCAAGCUACACCAUGUUAAAUAAUAGCAAAAGCUAUCAUGCAAUCAUUAGUAGACUAUGAAAUAAUUAAUCUGUAAACCGCGCGUACAUAAAUAUUAGAUGUACAUACUGUAUGUGUAUAUUCAGUACUCAAAUCAGCUGCCCAUGUGCCUUAUAAUUAAAAGCAAACCAAAGAGGUUGCAGUUGUAAAUUCUAUUUUGAUGAUUGUAUACUGUGUAUGUGUGUUUGUGUGUGUGUAUAUGUGUGUGUGUAUGCCUUUAUGUUCACAAAUAAACCGUUUUAAAUAAAUUACCCCCCCCCCCCCCCCCCCCCUUCGCUUUAUUGCACAAAAGCAAACACUCUGCACAUAGGCAAUUGACACCUUUAAUUUUCUUUUGGUUGAAUUAUUUACAGUCCAGUUAUAUUUUGCCAACUAAAAAGAUGACAGCAGAGAGGACACCAAUCACUUUAUCAAAGAAUAUUUUUUGGAGAAUUAAGACAUAAUCCCCCCCCCCAAAAAAAUAAUGCCCGUUAAAACACACAUUAAGACUCUCUGUUACUUGGCAAUUUGUAAAACAAAUGGAAAACGAAAAAACAUUUGUUUUUACUUGCAUGCUUAAAAAAAAGGCAGUGACAUUUUGGCUAAUUUUGAUUAGGUUGAGCAUUUGUGCCUUUUUUUUUUUUAAAAACUUUUAGUUGCGUGAUAAAUGGCUCUUUGCAAUUUUUAUGACAAGUUUAAUUUGAUUUUGAGAUGG
Syngnathus acus (greater pipefish) is the source of this 4250-nucleotide messenger RNA. RefSeq lists its product as uncharacterized. The transcript has 8 exons. The record is from RefSeq and is a predicted model, not a curated record. Bases 484 to 1305 code for a protein of 273 amino acids. Lineage: Eukaryota; Metazoa; Chordata; Actinopteri; Syngnathiformes; Syngnathidae.